CUAUUUUUUUGGUUGGUAUAAAUGUCAUUUGAUGAUCGAACAAUAAUGCAUUAAGUUAUUGAAACGGUUUUGAGUCAGUUGCAAAAUGAAGUUUGUUUUGGUGAUUAUUGUAGGAAUCUGUUUGUGGAGCUACACACAGGGGUACACUACUGAAGAAUGGGCCGAUCUUGUGAAAACUCUGAGGGCAGAAUGCAGGAAAGAGACUGGAGUCGAAGAUUUAACAAUUCAAAAGGUUUACCAAACUGCUGUGGUGGAUAAAUCGGACAUAAAAUUGCUGAAAUAUAUACAAUGUAUUGCCACAAACGGUGGUUUUGUUGAUGAGGAAGGAAAUAUAAAUGAGGAUGUUCUCACAACACACUUGAAAAAAUUUGGAAUAUCAGAUGAUGUUAUCACUAUAACUUUACAAUCUUGCAUUAAAAAAUCAGAAGAUAUUCAGUUGAGAAUUGUCUAUUAUUAUGAAUGUUAUCGAAAAUAUUUGCCCGAGCGAGUAUUUGCUGUAUGAAGUUGAGAAAUAAAUGAAUAAAAAUC
Molecule: messenger RNA, 528 nt
Organism: Harmonia axyridis
Lineage: Eukaryota; Metazoa; Arthropoda; Insecta; Coleoptera; Coccinellidae
Exons: 2
Coding region: 86-502 (138 amino acids)
Molecular function (GO): odorant binding
Source: RefSeq, a predicted model, not a curated record